Molecule: messenger RNA, 2322 nt
Organism: Heterotrigona itama
Lineage: Eukaryota; Metazoa; Arthropoda; Insecta; Hymenoptera; Apidae
Source: the annotation of a GenBank genome assembly
AAAACAAUUACUUAAUUUUAAAAUUUCAUUGUACAAAGAAAUAAUAGAAAUUUAUUUUAGUUUUACUAUGUGUUUAAAUAAAAGAAUAGCAAGAACAAUAGUUAAACAAAAAUUGACAAGAUAAGUCUGGAAAUUAAUUCGAUAUUUAGAAUGUCGUUGUACUUUUAUUCGUGACGUGGAAAAACAUUUUAAAUCAUAUGUCAUCAAAUUUUUUUUCAUGCAUUUUUUUUCACAAAUUUAUUUCCAUAAAUGUACUUCUCACAUAAAAGGACGUCAUUGUAGUAAAUUACAGUCGAAUUUGUAAGAAGUUGUUUAGUUGAUCAGGAACGUGUGCGUGUGUGUGUGUGCAGUCAUUAUUUUGUAUAUAUACUCUUCAGUAAAUUAAAUAAAUUAGGUACAUUAUGUUAAGACAAUUAAUUUUUGAAUCGAUAUUUUUUCAAAUGUAAUAAUCUUUGUUUAAGUUUAACUGUAAUAAUCGAGUGUAAAAAGAAAAUGAAAAUGAAACGUAGUAGGUCUCUAUCUCCUAAAGCUUCAAGUAGUGAAGAAGAUAUGAAACGCGUCAAAUUUGAAGAAAGUGAAAAGACAAAUGAUAUUAUAACACAUCCACAUGUGUUGGAUUUUUCUGAUGAUGUUCUGUUAAACAUAUUAAAAUAUCUGAAUCCCAAAGAUCUCAUGACAAUAAGUUUAUCUUGUCAACGAUUAGCCCAGAUAGUACAAGAUAAAACUUUAUGGAGAAGAGUGGAUUUUCGAGCAGCACCUAUAUUACUGAAUGACUUAAAAGAAUAUAUAAAAUUUCUUCAACCUAUAACAAUAAGUCUUGCUAUACGUGGUGAUUUAUAUUGUGAGAAUGAUACAGAACUUAGUCUUUGCUUUUUUAACUGCAUUAAAACUACAUGCAUUCAACUUAAAGAAUUAAUUAUUGAAGAGUAUUGUAUUAAUGGAGAUGAAAUUCAAAUAACAGAUUUUCCAAGAACCAUAGAAAAACUUUCAUUAGAAGGUUGCAAAAUUGAACAUUUGCGUAGUAAUAAAUCAUAUUUUUUCAGGAUGAAUUUCCAUAUGCCUAAUUUAACAUGUUUAAUUUUAAGCAAUUGCCAAUGGUUUACCCCACAUUCAUUGUUGGUCAUUAGUAAGAUGCCAAAGUUAAAGGAAUUAAGGCUAAAUUCGUGUCACCGUUUAGGUGAAUGCGUCGCAUACACUAGUUUAGCUACAAGAUUUGGAUUUAAGACAUUAGAAAUCCUUGAUUUGCGAGAUACAGCGCUUGGUGACAGCGAAGUUGGAUGUUUUAGUUGUACUAAAACUUUAACACAUCUUUACCUGGAGUGUCCUUCCAGUUUACGAAAUGCAGAAUCAUCUGAUGAACUUCGACCUUUACAACGAGAGGCUUUAAAUCAACUUCCUGUAUAUGAAGAUGGAAAUCUUGCACAAUUUUUCGUGGAAGAUGGAUUUCGUUGGGAAAAUUAUAUGUUUGGACGUUGUCUAAUAACGGAUAGAGCAAUUUGUGCUCUUGGUAGUGAUACAUGUGAUCGUAUAAUCAACAAUUCAGCAGAAGAAGUUAUAGUUGUAGAGGGAGACAAACGGAUAUUUAAUAAUCCUCAUUUAAAAACACUGGUUGUUAGAAAUUAUCCCCAUGUUACAAAUUCGAGUCUUGUACAUUUGGCUUUAAAUGCAUCAAGUCUAGAGCAUUUGGAUGUAAGUGGAACAUCUGUUACAAGGCAAGGUGUUGAAACUUUCAAGUCGCAAAGACCGAACGUUAAAAUAGUUACUUCUUUUGAUGAAACAUAGUUAUAACAAACUAUAAAUCUGUGAAUUUAGUACGAUUAACAAAACUUAAGUAUAUGUUUAAUACAUGUUUGAACAUUGGCAGGCACAAGCAAAAAUAUAGAAUCAUUCGGAAGCCUUCAAUAAUAUGAUAGUUUUACUGUUGGAUAAAUCUAUUUUCCGCAAGAAAUUAAUAUAUUCGUAAGGAUUAAAAAUAAACAAUUUUUUAUUUUUCAUUAAAUAAUGUAAAUUUCAGAAUAUAUGUUCUAAAAUAUAUUUUCGCGUUUUUAGAAUAAUAUUUCAAAUUAAUUUUAUAACUCCAUGUGUGUUCAAUAUAUUUAUUCGCGCAUGUAUUACAAUCCCAUUACAUUGUAUAUAAAUAUUUGUGUGCAGUCUGAUAUUAUUUUCUGUAGUGUAAUAAAUUAGAUACACUAUCUUGAAUUAAUGGUAAUGAAAUUUCAUUAUCAAAUGAAGAUACUAAUAUGUACGAAAUAUUUUAAAUACAAUAUUCAACAAGAGAACGAGCGAGCGAGCGAACGAGCGAGAGAAAGAGAGAGAGAGAGA